AUGUCUGGCCAUCUUGACCCCAAAGCCCUACUGGAUCCUCGCCAGCGCUCCAUCAGCGAAGUAGGCACCAUAUCAUCCGCUGGCGACACCACUGUUGUUCCUAGCAUCAACACCGCUGAAAUUCCCCAAUAUCUCGAUGCUGGCAACGAGAAGCGUUUUCCCCACGAUCCCAACAAUCCUUUCAAUCACAGCCCUGAGGUCUUGAACCAAUUACUCGACCCCAAAUCCCUCGAUGUCCUCAAGGGGCUCGGCGGGCUGCCGGGCUUGGCGCGCAGUCUCAAUGUCGAUCUGAAAGCUGGUCUUAGCGUUGAUGAGCUGAAUAACCAGAACUGUUCCCGUAUCAAAGUCUUUGGUCGCAAUCAACUUCCAGCCAAGAAACCAAAGUCUAUUUGGCGAUUGGCAUGGAUCACCUUCCAGGAAGCAGUGCUGAUCAUGUUGACUGUUGCUGGUACAAUUUCUCUUGCGCUUGGCUUAUAUGAGACUUUUGGGGUAAAGCAUCAACCGGGCGAUCCUACGCCCGUUGAUUGGGUCGAAGGUGUCGCGAUUCUCGGCGCUGUUCUCAUCGUUGUGGUUGUUGCUUCACAUAACGAUUGGCAGAAAGAAAAGGCGUUUGUGAAGCUCAACACCAAGAAGGACGAUCGCGAGGUCAAGGUUGUCCGAUCGGGAAAAUCAAUGCUUGUCAAUGUCGCUGAUGUCGUUGUUGGCGAUGUCAUGAACCUUGAGCCUGGUGAUUUGAUCCCCGCUGAUGGUAUCUUCAUCGAUGGCCACAACGUCAAGUGCGACGAGUCGACUGUCACUGGCGAGUCUGAUGCAUUGAAGAAGACUCCUGGAGCGAAGUGUUUUGUCGACGAUCCUAUGCGCACUAAGGAACCUGAUCCUUUCAUUAUCUCUGGAUCUCGUGUCCUUGAAGGUAUGGGUACUUUUGUUGUUACCUCCGUCGGCGUCAACAGCAGUUUUGGCAAGAUCAUGAUGUCGGUACGAACGGACAUUGAGUCUACACCUCUCCAGAAGAAGCUCGAAGGUCUUGCCGUCGCUAUUGCUAAGCUUGGUGGUGGUGCUUCACUCCUCAUGUUCUUCAUUCUGCUCUUCCGCUUCUGUGCCUCUCUUCCUGGUGACGAUAGACCCGCUGAGGAGAAAGCUUCUACUUUUGUUGAUCUCCUCGUCGUGGCUAUUGCCAUCAUUGCUGUCGCUGUACCCGAGGGUUUGCCUCUUGCUGUCACUCUUGCGCUUGCCUUUGCGACAACUCGUCUCUUGAAGGAGAACAACCUUGUUCGCGUCCUCAGAGCGUGUGAGACUAUGGGCAACGCAACUUGCAUUUGCUCCGACAAGACAGGAACUUUGACCACGAAUAAAAUGACAGUCACCGCCGGCCGCUUCGGUUCCUCGACCUUCACCUCCGACAUCCCCAGCUGGGCAACGACCCUCUCCCCCUCAACCCGCAAACUCAUCACCCAAUCCGUCGCCAUAAACUCCACCGCCUUCGAGGGCACCAACGAAGGCGACGCCCCCUUCAUCGGCUCCAAGACCGAAACCGCACUGCUCCAACUCGCCAAAGACCAUCUCGGCAUGCAAUCCCUCUCCGAAGCACGAGCGAACGAACAAAUAGUCCUCAUCGAGCCCUUCAACUCCGUCAAGAAGUACAUGCUGGCUGUGAUCAAGGUCCAGGCCGGAUACAGGGUUCUCAUCAAGGGUGCUUCGGAGAUCAUGGUUAGCUUCUGCUCUACUGAGGUUAAUCCGGCGACUGGUGCUGUUGAGGCUUUGGAUCGCAAGGCGGCUGAUGAUGCGAUCAUGGCUUUUGCGAGGAAGUCGUUGCGUACUAUUGGGUUGGUGUACAAGGACUUUGAGGAGAUGCCUGAUCUUGAGAACUUGGGUGACUUGACGCUUCUUGGUAUCGUUGGUAUUCAAGAUCCUGUUCGGGAGGGUGUGCCUCAAGCUGUGCAGAAUGCCAGACGCGCUGGCGUUGUUACUCGCAUGGUCACAGGCGAUAACCUUGUCACAGCACGAGCUAUCGCCACAGAAUGCGGUAUCUUCACCGACGGCAUCGUCAUGGAGGGUCCAGAGUUCCGCAAGCUGUCCGAGGAAGAGCUUGACAAGGUUAUCCCUCGUCUUCAGGUCCUGGCCCGUUCUUCACCUGACGACAAGCGGGUUCUUGUCACGCGUCUCAAGGUCUUGGGCGAAACAGUUGCUGUGACUGGUGAUGGUACUAAUGAUGCGCCCGCUCUCAAGGCAGCGGAUAUCGGAUUUUCUAUGGGUAUUUCUGGGACAGAGGUUGCGAAGGAGGCGUCUGAGAUUAUCCUUAUGGAUGAUAACUUUGCUUCCAUCAUUACUGCGCUGAAAUGGGGACGGGCUGUCAACGAUGCGGUGCAGAAGUUCUUACAGUUCCAAAUCACCGUCAACAUCACCGCCGUUCUGCUUUCUUUUGUUACAUCCAUGUAUGACGACAAGAUGGAGCCUAUUCUCAAGGCGGUCCAGCUUCUCUGGAUCAACCUUAUCAUGGACACCAUGGCUGCCCUCGCUUUGGCCACCGAUCCUCCCACCGACUCCAUCCUCGACCGACCUCCUCAGCCCAAGUCCGCCCCUCUCAUCACCAUGAAUAUGUGGAAGAUGAUCAUCGGCCAGUCCAUCUUCCAAGUCGUCGUCGUCCUAGUUCUCUACUUCGCAGGCGACUCCAUCCUCGGCUACAACACCUCCAUCGCCGCCGAAAAGCUGCAGCUCGACACCAUCAUCUUCAACAUGUUCGUCUGGAUGCAGAUCUUCAACGAACUCAACUGUCGCCGUCUUGACAACAAGUUCAACGUCUUUGUCGGCAUCCACCGCAACCUGUUCUUCAUCCUUAUCAACGCGAUCAUGAUCGGUCUCCAGAUCGGCAUUAUCUUCAUCGGAGGCCGUGUCUUUGACAUUGACACUGAUGGUCUUAAUGGUGUGCAGUGGGCGAUUUCUAUCCUCAUUGCGGCCUUUAGUCUGCCGUGGGGUGUGCUGGUUAGGAUCUUCCCUGAUGAGUGGUUUGCAAAGGUUGUGUAUUUCUUUGCGCCGCCUUUUGUGUGGGCUUAUAACCUGAUGGCGAGGGGUUGGGGGAGGUUUAUGAGGUUGUUUAGGAAGAGUAAGAAGGCGGAUGAUGAGGAGGAUGGAAGUUCUUUGGAGGAGAGGGAAAGUAAGGAGAAGUCUCAUGGGGUUGGACCCAUGAUCGUUGAGCCCAGGAACUAA
Molecule: messenger RNA, 3204 nt
Organism: Fusarium tjaetaba
Lineage: Eukaryota; Fungi; Ascomycota; Sordariomycetes; Hypocreales; Nectriaceae
Product: calcium-translocating P-type ATPase PMCA-type
Exons: 5
Coding region: 1-3204 (1067 amino acids)
Biological process (GO): calcium ion transmembrane transport; intracellular calcium ion homeostasis
Cellular component (GO): intracellular membrane-bounded organelle; membrane
Molecular function (GO): P-type calcium transporter activity; ATP hydrolysis activity; ATP binding
Source: RefSeq, a predicted model, not a curated record